AUUCAGCCGCCAGUUGGAAGAACCCCUUAAAGCCCCAAAGUUCGGGACAGCAGCAACAAGUGUAUGCCAAACGGUUACACCACCAUUUUGACCGUGCAAACAGUUUCAAAGUUAAACCAGAGAACUGCCGAUUAUGGCAUAUAGCCUGACCGCAAACUUGCGAAGUCGCAAACGCGAAAAGUCAAUCAAAGGCAGCGACGAUAUCGGAAGUGGGACUGCGCGGAUUAUGGACAAGGAAACAAGCGAGGCGAGCAUUAUUAACCCUCACAUUGACAAUACCCAGCAGACCAUAAUGACAUCUGGGAAGGAAGGUCAGGACUUGAUGUCCAGUCGACGCACAGUUAGCGAAAGCUCCUCCGAAGAGCCUGAACGUGUAGGAAUCAACGCAUCAAACGGAAACAGCAACGGAAUGUGGCGCAAUGAGCUAAAGAUUGGCGCCGAAAGUUCAUCCGCACAGCCAGAGAAGCAGCAGCAGGUGCAACACUCCAGAUUUCGACACCGGAAUGAGAGAUUUAGCGAUAUGGUUGAUAUAGUUCUUCGCUUUGCCUUCGUCGCUAUCUUUUUCAAACUGGAGACAAUGUCGGCCUUCAAGCGGGAAAUACACGCCGAGGAGCUGUGGCUGUACAAGAAUCCCAGGCGUCCGGACAUCGUCAAGGGCGGGGAGCUGCUAUUCUGGGUGAUUGUGGCUCCGCUAAUUGUGACCGUUGUCUUCUAUGUGUUUACCAAGGACAAGCGAGACUUUCGUGCCGCCAGUUGGGCCUGGACCCUGGCCCUAUGCAUGAACGGCCUUCCCACGAGUAUGCUGAAAAUCACAGUCGGCCGACCCAGGCCAGACUUUUUCUAUCGCUGUUUUCCCGACGGCUUAAUGGUGUUGAACUCUUCGAUCAUCUCGGAUAGUAGUUCCAUUUUGGAUUUCAAUUGUACUGGAAUUACGAGUGACAUAAACGAGGGUCGCAAGAGCUUUCCCAGCGGACACUCGUCCUUUGCCUUUGCCAGCUUUGGAUUGAUUGCCUACUAUGUGGGCGCGAAGCUGCAUGCUUUUGAUGCCCGAGGACGCGGCCACACCUGGCGUCUGUGCAUUGCUGUGAUUCCGCUGAUCAUCGCCACUCUGGUGGCGGUAAGUCGCACCUGCGACUACCAUCACCACUGGCAGGAUGUGACUGUGGGUGCCAUCAUUGGUCUCCUUACAGGCUAUAUCAGCUAUAGACAAUAUUAUCCAUCCAUUUUUGGGCCCCAGGCAGGCACCCCGUCGAUCCGUUGGCCCAGGACACAGGGAAAUAAAUAUAAUAAGCACAGGGCCGCAGAUGAUAUUGGGGCUGGCGGAGAUAUGCUACGAAGGCCGCUGCUCGGUGGCAAAGAACAGACCAAAUGGUACUAAAACUACUUCUUUCAAUUGCAAAGCUUUACGUAUUAUGUAGUUCAAUUAUUGCUCUUCCCCUAAGCUCUUUUUAAAUUAUAUCGAACCACUGUCAUUGAAGCUGUAUUCCCAUAAGCCUGUAAUUAUUGUACACAUUAUUGUUAAUCCCGGAAUGGAGAGGGAGGGGUUUGUUUACCUCUAAAUGGGUAGGUGUAGUCAUAUUUAAAUAAAUAAAACAGACAAGUCACGUCAUUUACUAAAAGUAA
This is a messenger RNA of Drosophila guanche, 1623 nucleotides long. RefSeq names its product phospholipid phosphatase 5. Gene Ontology annotation, molecular function: phosphatidate phosphatase activity. NCBI's taxonomy places the organism in Eukaryota, Metazoa, Arthropoda, Insecta, Diptera, Drosophilidae. The record is from RefSeq and is a predicted model, not a curated record. The coding region runs from base 134 to 1378 and encodes 414 amino acids. Gene Ontology annotation, biological process: phospholipid metabolic process. The transcript has 4 exons.